Messenger RNA from Exophiala aquamarina CBS 119918, 303 nucleotides. RefSeq lists its product as uncharacterized. Lineage: Eukaryota; Fungi; Ascomycota; Eurotiomycetes; Chaetothyriales; Herpotrichiellaceae. The record is from RefSeq and is a predicted model, not a curated record. The coding region runs from base 1 to 303 and encodes 100 amino acids. The transcript has a single exon.
AUGGAGUCACAGAUCCACGUGAACGACCUGGCUCGUGGAUACGUCGUGCUCCUGCACCACAUUGACACUGCCUCCCCUGCAGAAUCCCUCGACAAUCCGUACUUCUCCAGUGAAAACAGGCGCGACAUGUCAUCGAAGGCGAUCGCCGGGGUGAUCGGUCGGGGGCGGACCGGCAAGAUCCAAAGUCCCGAGCCGCGAACCAUCCCGGAGGAAGAUUAUAAAGAACUGUUCCAAGAGCUCACGGGGAGCGUCGUCGGCUUGCACAGUCGGAGUCGUGCUGUCCGCCCGCGCCAGCUGGGUUGA